Agrilus planipennis (emerald ash borer) is the source of this 846-nucleotide messenger RNA. Its product is annotated as ADP-ribosylation factor 4-like. Lineage: Eukaryota; Metazoa; Arthropoda; Insecta; Coleoptera; Buprestidae. The coding region runs from base 48 to 593 and encodes 181 amino acids. Gene Ontology annotation, biological process: vesicle-mediated transport; intracellular protein transport. The transcript has a single exon. The record is from RefSeq and is a predicted model, not a curated record. Gene Ontology annotation, cellular component: plasma membrane; cytoplasm. Gene Ontology annotation, molecular function: GTPase activity; GTP binding.
AUUUAAACACUAUGACAUAAAUCACUUUGACUACUUCCAAAGACAAAAUGGGACUAACAUUUUCUCAUUUUCUUUUACGUAUUUUUCAAAAACGACAUUUGCGCAUUCUGAUGGUUGGUCUGGACGGAGCUGGCAAAACUACGAUACUCUACAAAUUGAAACUGGGAGAAGUUGUGUCAACUAUACCAACGAUUGGUUUUAAUGUCGAAACAGUAGAAUAUAAAAACAUCUGUUUCACAGUUUGGGAUAUUGGUGGGCAAGACAAAAUUAGAGUACUGUGGCGUCACUAUUAUCAAAACACAAAUGGCAUAAUUUUUGUCAUUGAUUCGACUGAUAGAGACCGAAUUGAAGAGUCAGGAAAAGAGUUGGCGGGUUUGCUUCAAGAAGACGAUUUACGAAACGCGGUAUUACUAAUAAUUGCUAACAAAAGAGACUUGCCAAAUGCAAUGAGCAUAUGUGAAAUAAGGGAAAAACUUAAUUUGGAUCGUUUAACUCAAAGAAGGACUUGGCACAUUCAGCCAACUUGCGCAAUACAAGGUAGCGGCCUCUAUGAAGGGCUUGAGUGGUUAUCAGAAGAACUGAAACGGAAAUAAAUGUUAGACUGUACCUAAAUAAGAUAUCAAAUGAGAACUGUGUCUAUUUAUUAAAAAUUAAGGUAGCUGUGCAGUGGUUAGCUUCUAUAAUAAUAGUGCAAAUCAUCUAAAGAAUAUUACUCAUUUCAAAAGAACAAGAACAGUGACAACAGUAUACAGCAAGAAUAAGGCAAUCGCUUUGGUAUUACAAUUAGUCCUCCAUCUCCACAUUUACUUCCAGAAUCGAUGAUAAAGCUUUAAUCCCUUGUUACUC